AACAAAUAUGACAUGCUAGCUGGCUAUUAUGGAGAAUGCUUGAUUUCUCGCGGCGAUGCAACUAGAUCCUUUACAAAUUUUUCAAAGGACAUUGUUGGUGAACUAAAAGAAUUCCACACCCAAUAUUCAUCCUUUCUAACCCAAAUCUACAGUAUUGAUGCUCAGCCAAUGCAUAAUGGCAUUUUGAUUAUUGUCACAGGAGCAUUUGAGAAGUCUGGAGAAAAAAAAAUUUUUGUACAAACUUUUGUGUUGAAAACUGUCGAAGACCAAGAUAGUGAAUGGACAGCAUAUGUAAUUGUUAAUGAUAUUCUAAGAAUUCUUAAAGAUCCCUAUUCAAAUCCAAGUCUUGAUCCUGUCACAGAGCCGUCUGUGGAUAGUACCUCGAAGUCUGAUCUGGUUGACCCCUUUGUAAGUAGCGAGUCUAAAAAUCUGUUAAAUGCUGAUUCGGAACCUCAGAUGCCUGUCACAGAUGCAGGAUCUAGUUCUGAUUCUGAAGAACCAGAUAACAUCUCCACAGAACCGAAAGAGCCAAAAAAAGUGUCAAACACGCUACCUGCUUCAUCUAGCCCUGUAUGUACUUGGGCUCAACAUCUCGCUAAAGCUAAUUUUGCUAGUAAAAAUACAUCUUCUUCUAACAAGGAGUCUCCUGUAAUGGUUACUGCAAACGUUUCGAGUCCAGCUACUCGUAUUGCUGAAAAAGGGCGAACUGGAUCAGCCAAUAAAUGGACUAAGCAAUAGAUUGGGCAAAUUUUUGCCUACUUUUUUUUUUGCACACACUUUUUUAUUAGAGAUUAUUUCCUAAAACAGAGUAUAUGACUACUGGUACCUUUUGAGUUAAACUUGGUGUGAACAAUGAAAUAUUUAAUUACUAGAAGGGAUCGAACCUUCAUGUUAUUUGACUGUUUUCAAACUCAGAACCAAGGCCGCUAAAUUCGAUCUUCUAAACUCGUAUUGCUAACAAGACUAGCCAAUUAGGGCUAGAUUACACAUGUUCUGCUAAUUACCUAUGCAAACGGGGGCUAAUAAAAGAAAGCACCAGACUAGGUGAUUCGAUAAUCCUUAUUUAAUUAGCGUUGGUACACCAUUUAAUAGAAACUUACUGGACCAAUUAAAGUCAUAACUCAGGAACAGAGAAGUGAUCUUGUAUCUACUCUAUGCUGUAAUUGCGAUAUUUGUAUCAAAUGGAAAUAUGAAAAUUGUGGUAUAUGAAAUAUGCUGUUAUUAUAUUGAUAAAUUCUGCUAAAUAUUACAAAGAAAAUAUGGCGUAUAUGCUAAAGAGACAAUAGCACUAAUAUAUUACCUAGCAUUCAUACUUACUAAGAGAUAUUCUGAACGUGCUGUAUAGUACAUGCAAGCGCCUGUUUUUGAUGCUGCUGUAUCAACCAAAAAAAUAUCAAAUCAAUUAUUUGAAUUGAAUUUCAUUUAUCAUUUAUUCAUAUUACAUUUAUUGUAGUUACUUAUACUUUCUCGAGUCAGUGAAUCAGACCAUUUCGAAAAUACAAAACCCCGUUUCAAAUCAUCUGUUAUGGCGAAAACUGCUGCUGCUUUCGAGAUAGAAGGCGUAGAUGACCUCGUCCUUUUACCAAAGGUUACAGAGGCUGAUAUUUCAGAGAAUAUCAAAAAGCGAUACAUGCUAGAUAAAAUUUAUACGAACAUUGGCCCAGUAUUACUUUCUGUCAAUCCAUUCAGACGCAUUCCUGGCAUUUGUGAUACAGAACAGGUUGAUGAGUACCGCGGGCGCUUUCGGUAUGAAGUCCCCCCUAACAUUUUUGCACUGGCAGAAGAAGCAUAUCGCCAGCUCAAAAACAUCGAAAAUCAGUGUGUUAUUAUCACAGGUGAAUCGGGCGCAGGAAAAACAGAGGCUGCGAAACUGAUUAUGAAAUAUGUUUCUGCUGUUUCUGGGGAGUCUAACGAAAUUAACUAUGUCAAAGAUGUUAUCAAUCAAUCUAAUCCGCUACUGGAAAGUUUUGGGAACGCCAAAACGCUACGUAAUAACAAUUCUUCCCGCUUUGGGAAAUAUUUCGAAAUUCAAUUUGAUCGCCUUGGUGAUCCUGUUGGGGGUAAAAUCAAUCACUACUUGCUCGAGAAGUCUCGUGUAGUUCGCCAAAUUAAGGGCGAACGCUCUUUUCAUGUCUUCUACCAAAUGCUGUCCGGUUGUUCGCCACAGGAAAAGCAAACCCUACAGAUUACAGAACCGAAGGACUACUAUUAUCUGAAGCAAUCAGAGUGCUAUACCGUCGAAGGGACUAAUGAUGUCGAAGAGCACAAGGAAGUCAUUCAUAGUAUGAAUACAGUCGGUAUUACAAGUACCGAGCAACAAUCUAUUUAUCAAAUGCUCGCGGGAGUACUUCAUUUGGGAAAUAUUCAAUUUUCAGAGCAAAAUGAUAAAGCGGUUCCUGUAGAUAUGAAUGUUGCUAAAAAGGCGGCAGCUAUAAUUUGUUGCAACGGGGAUGCGCUUCUUCAUGCUCUCACAUCCCGUGUUAUCACUACUGGAACAGGUGCCACUGCAGAAACGUAUAACGUGCCCAACAAUAGAAUUCAAGCAGAAGCGGCACGGGAUUCCCUUUCAAAGGCGAUCUAUUCUCGAAUUUUCGACUACAUUGUCGAAAAGACUAAUCAGGCAUUGGGCAAAUUUCAGUUGCCAUAUGCUGUUAUUCUAGGGGUUUUGGAUAUUUAUGGAUUUGAAAUUUUCGACGUGAACGGGUUUGAACAAUUUUGUAUCAACUAUGUGAACGAAAAGCUUCAGCAAUAUUUUAUCGAGCUUACUUUGAAAGCCGAGCAGGAAGAAUAUAAAGCUGAGAACAUUCAGUGGACUCCGAUCAAGUUCUUCAACAACAAGGUGGUAUGUGACCUCAUUGAAGGGAAGUCGCCUCCUGGGAUGUUCUCAGUGCUAGAUGAUGUAUGUUUUACGAUGCAUGCAGUUGAGUCAGACGUUCUUGACUUCAAAUUUGUAGAAAAGUGCAGCGGUUGCUUCAAUGGAAAUAUCUAUUUCCAGCCAUUUGAGAAAGGGUUUAGAAUUAAGCAUUAUGCUGGUGAAGUGGCUUACACUGUUACUGGCUUUUGCGAUCGAAACAAAGAUGUGGUAACCAAUGAUAUUAUAGAAGUAGUACAGGCCUCCACAAAUUCUCUGCUUGUUUCUUUCUUCCCGGAAGAUAUCUCUGCGAAACAAGCUAAACGUCCUACCACAGCAGGCUUCAAAAUCAAGUCGUCUGCUCAGGCUCUGAUCAAAAAUCUGUCUUUGUGUACUCCUCACUACAUUCGAACCAUCAAGCCUAAUGAAACAAAGAGACCCAAGGACUGGGAUGAUUCUCGAGUCAAUCAUCAAGUUAAGUAUCUUGGAUUACUCGAAAAUGUUCGAGUUCGUCGAGCUGGAUAUGCCUUUCGCGCGCCGUUCGAUCGCUUUUUAGAGCGCUAUAAAAAGCUUAGUGACAAAACGUGGGGGCCGACAACGCGGUGGACGGGUGAUCCGGCCCAAGGAACCAAAAUCAUUCUCGAGUCUGUUUCGCUCGAGCCAAAGCAAUGGCAACUUGGGAAAACGAAGGUAUUUAUUCGCCAUCCUGAAAGUUUGUUUUUUUUAGAAGAGUGUUUAGAGAGGUUUGAUCAUGAGCGUGCGAGCGUGAUUCAAAAGGCGUGGCGUAGCUGGAAGGGCAAGAAAAAAGCGCUUGAAACGAGACAGAUAGCUGCCAAUUUAAUGCUUAAUAAGAAGGAGCGCCGUCGAGAUUCGAUUCAGCGUUCAUUUGACGGUGACUAUUUGAAUUAUGACAAGAACUUCCUGCUCGCUCAGGGGAUGGCCCAGCAUCGCGACGAGCUUCUAAUUUUUGGAGACCAAGUUAUCAAGUUCAACAAACGUGGUCGAGCUGAGCGUCGUGAUCUAGUGACCACUAUAAAGGGCCUUUAUCUUUGUCAGAGAGUGAGCAAACACCAGCAGACAUUCUAUAGAAUUGGCUUUCAAACGCCGCUGAACCAGAUCAACAGUGUGUCAAUUUCUCCGUACCAGGAUAAUAUGGUGGUGGUGCACAGUAAUAGCGGUGACGCUUGGUUUGAGUGCGACAAGAAGACGGAGUUGGUCACUCUCUUAUCUCUACAAAUUGAAGCGCAGACCCGUACAAAACUGAAUCUAAAUUUUAAUAGUAACAUUUCAGUUAAGUGGAACAACGAUUUUAUCCAAGUCCUGAACUUUUCCAAGGACGAAUCGGCUCAUCGCGCUCGUGUUAAGAAACAAGGAAAGAACUUUACCAUUUACGUCUCUACCGGUUUACCGGCAUCGACUAACUCGGCACCGCAAGGGUUCGAUACGGGUGUCCCCAGUAGCAGAGCCGUUCCUGCCUCUACCUCUGUGGGAGCAGUGAAGGGGCCUCCACCUGGUGGUAUGCCACCCAAACCCGCAGGACCGCAGUGUCGUGCACUUUUUGAUUAUCAGGGCGACGGGGAAAAUCAACUCUCAUUUUUCGCAGGAGAUAUUAUCACUAUUCUACAGAAAGACCCCGCUGGUUGGUGGGAAGGAGAGCUUCGAGGUAAGAAUGGCUGGAUUCCCGCUAACUACGUCGAAGAAAUAUGAUUCUAGAACAACUAUGUCCGGAAUGCUCUAUCAGCUAAGUAAACUUUCUUUCAGUUGCAAGAAGAAAGGUGAUUUCUCUGACGUCGUGUCCUGUCAAUUAAGAUUUUUUUGAUCGACACGACCGAACCAAAUUUAUAUGUUGUGAGGAGAGGGAUUGGUUUAUUUCGGUCUUUAGGUUUAUGUUCUAAGGAGGCUUGCACGCGUGUAUUUGACAGAAUGGACUGUGCAUAGUAUUGCUGUGUA
Schistocerca gregaria is the source of this 4801-nucleotide messenger RNA. RefSeq names its product myosin heavy chain IB-like. The transcript is spliced from 5 exons. NCBI's taxonomy places the organism in Eukaryota, Metazoa, Arthropoda, Insecta, Orthoptera, Acrididae. The coding region runs from base 1526 to 4558 and encodes 1010 amino acids. Gene Ontology annotation, cellular component: vesicle; myosin complex; cytoplasm. Gene Ontology annotation, biological process: chemotaxis to cAMP; endocytosis; vesicle transport along actin filament. Gene Ontology annotation, molecular function: ATP binding; actin filament binding; microfilament motor activity. The record is from RefSeq and is a predicted model, not a curated record.